Messenger RNA from Puccinia graminis f. sp. tritici CRL 75-36-700-3, 2562 nucleotides. RefSeq lists its product as hypothetical. The record is from RefSeq and is a predicted model, not a curated record. Gene Ontology annotation, molecular function: protein serine/threonine phosphatase activity. The coding region runs from base 597 to 1682 and encodes 361 amino acids. The transcript is spliced from 4 exons. Lineage: Eukaryota; Fungi; Basidiomycota; Pucciniomycetes; Pucciniales; Pucciniaceae.
ACUAGAGCAGCCCAUCCAGCGCCCAUCAUCUCCAACUCCCAUCCCCAACCCAACCCAACCCAAAAUUAUUUUCUUCUGGAUUUCCUUGGAGUACACAACGAUUCUCAUCCGAUACUUCCGAAGAAAAGAUCCACAAUCUGCUCGAUCCAACUCCGUUCAAGUCGAGCAGUAAAACAAACAACAGAGCUGAGGACCCCGACAAUUGACUUCGUCUUGAAGAAUACAACUCUUUUUUUUUCUUAACUGGACCCUUGCUUCACCAGAAACCAUCCUCAACCACUGCAUGUCCUUCAAGUCCAGCUGAAAACCACACUACCACACGUUUGACUUGAAACCAGACCCCUGAUGCUGAUGCUGAUCUGAACUCCUUCUUACUUAUAACCCACCCCGCCUCAUUCCUGCUUCAACACACCAGAAUAUCACGUCCAGGCCAAAGAUCACUCUGUAUUCGAGCUGGCAUGCACCCUGCCGACCGACCAUCUGCUACACUAAACCUCAUCAUCUGAUCAAUCAUUCCAUCCAGCCCAAGAUCACAAUACGUACAUACUCAGCUUGGUGAUCGUACACUAAAAAAAAAUACACUAUUACCCAGAAAGAUGAACUCACUCACAUGGCUCCUCGCACCUCGUCGUAGUCCCAGCAAGUCUCAAAACCUCACCCAUGAACCAGAUCAGGCUUGCGAACAAUCUAAAACGACUACCAACCCAUCCGGAACCCUAUCUCAUUCCUCCUCCUCCUCAUCACUCUCAUCGGCGAGCCUCCAACUAGGCAGUGGCCCACGCGAGACCGAAGCUGAACUGGUGGACAAGAUGGUCCAUUCGAUCGAACGCCAGAGCGGCACCAUCGCAGCCAACAAGCUGGAACGCAAGACCAGCAUGGGUCUCGAUGGCGAACUGCGUUUCGGCCUUCCUGGAAUCACCGAGCGUCGAAGGACGCUCCAUCUCGAACCGGGCCCGACAAAACUUCCUCAGUCGAAUCAUAAUACUAACAACGAUCCAGUCGAUCUGAUCAAUCAAUCAUCUACUCCCCUCACCCCCACCCCUCUCUCCACACCGCCCCCAUCUUCACCUUCACCCAUCAAACUAUUCUCAUCCACUUCCUCCUAUAAUCCUUACCGACAUCUCAUCCGUCUACUACCCGUCCGACUUGGCGUCAAAUUAUACAUCCUCAUCCGGAAGUUCAUCUCCCUAUUCGGCCUCAAUCUUUCCUCUUCCUCCUCCUCCUCAACUUCGGACUCACCAUCCCCAACAACAACAACAACAACAACAACAACAACAACAGAAAAACCAAGCGAAACCAAACCGAAAUCUCAACUGUUCAAAUCAAUGUGGUCGAAAUUAACUCCCAAGAAUUCAACCCUUAAAGUCAACGAACUACUGCCUAGAAGAAACAAAACCCUGGUUCUGGAUUUGGACGAAACCCUGAUUCAUUCGACCAGUAGGCUGGGCGGAAUCGGGGGCGGAAAGGCGUGGAGUAACCAAUCUAAUACCUCAGCUGGCUUGAAGGUCAGAGUAGUCGAAGUCGUCUUGGACGGUCGGAUCGUUGUCUAUCAUGUCUACAAACGUCCUUGGGUGGAUUUUUUCUUGAAAACUGUACGUUAUUCUCUCUGCUGUUCCAUUGACACUUUGUCCUCUACAGUUACUGAUUCCAAUUCAUUGUUUUGUUUUUGUCACUGGCUGUGAGGGUGUUUGUUGCUGUUGUAUGUAGGUUUCAAGUUGGUAUACUGUGGUGAUCUUUACUGCUUCGAUGAGGGAAUAUGCGGACCCAGUAAUAGACUGGCUAGAUCAAGGAAGAGGCUUGAUUGAAGGACGACUAUUUCGGGAGUCGUGUACAAAUAUCCAAGGAUCGUAUGUCAAAGACCUGACGGUAGUCGAGCGAGAUCUGAGCAAAGUCUGUCUAGUGGACAACAGUCCGAUCAGUUAUGGACUACACCAAGCCAAUGGGAUUCCGAUCGAAGGAUGGCUUAACGACCCUCAAGACGAAGGAUUGCUCGAACUCUUGCCGAUGUUGGAUAGCUUGAGAUUCACAAAGGAUGUCCGGCGAAUUCUGGGCUUGAAGGCUUUCAGUAUCGAACCGCACAAAAUCUGAGCUUUCCUUUCACUUCUUUUGCUUCCUUCCCUCCUUUAUUUAUUUAAUUAUUUGUUGUUGUUGUUUUUUUUGUUUGGUUACUCUUUAAGUUUUCCUUUUCAUUUUUUCUGUGAAAAAUCAUCUCUUUUUUUUCUUUCUUUUUUGACUGGCUUCCUUUAUAAAAAAACAAUUUCCCCUUUUUGGGUUUACCUUUUUUUUGAUUUGAUUAUAAUAUAGUUUCCUCUUUCUCUCUAUUCCUCUAGCUCACUCAAUUUUCUUCUCUUUUUUUUAUUGGAAUCCUUGAUGAUGAUCAGGUUUUUCUCUGUCUGACUUCUCCCCCCAUUUUUUCUUUUCUCUAUUUCUAUUUCUUGUAACACAUGCAACAACUUACCAAAAAGAAGAAAAAGAAAAAGAGGUUAUAUGUUUCUAUAUAUAUAUAUGACCAUUUAUCUGUGUUGGUCAUUAGGGCAAAAUGAAUGAAUGAAACUGUCAUCU